GCCCCCGCCCCCUCUGAUGAUCGCGACAAUGACGCGGGCAUCACUUUAGGACGCUAACCGGACGGCGCGGCAACAAAUUACAUUUGCGUUUGGAUUGAACGCCCGCCAUUGUAUGUGAGACCUGCCACUGGUACGUGACGAAGACGCUCCGUGGCAGUGUCGGGAUGAUCGGUAGCGAGCCAGGAGAGGAGCAACACCGAGAGAGUAGUCUAUCAUUAGCGGGAGCCCAGAGAGGGAGAUAAUAGGUGCCAUGGCUUUAAUGAAAACAGCUUUACUUGUCUGUCUGCAAUAUGUGCUUCAGCCCGCCGCCUGCCGCGAAGUAACCGUCCCCAAGGGACCCUUGUACCGCGUGGCCGGCUUCUCCCUCUCCCUGCCCUGCAACGUCUCCGGCUACGAAGGCCCACGCACGCAAAACUUUGAGUGGUAUUUGACCAGGGACGACUCUGGCGACAGGCAGAUGGGAGUGGUGUCCACCGCAGACGAAAGCUUCCCCUACAAGCCCUUUCAAUCCCGGGUGGCAAAUGGAGAGGUGAGGGUGGACCGUGACUCGGGGGACAAGGUACGACUGGUGGUCCAGAAGCUCCGCACAGACGACCAGGGGGCGUAUGAGUGCACGACGCCCAACACCGACAGUAAAUACUUGGGUACCUACGGUGCAUCUGUCGUCGUUAAAGUAAUCCCAGACACGCUCCAGAUCAGCUAUACCCGUUCCCUCGCCGGCCAGCCCGUACCGGAGGGUGCAGAACUAACUCUGACCUGCUCGGCCACCAUCCGCUCCGAGCAGCUCACCCACCUGUCUGUCACCUUUGGGAAGCGAGGUGGCCAAGUGGGCUCCGAUGGCGGUGGCGCGGAGGCGAGCACCAUGCAGGAAAUCGUCUCCAUCGACAAGCUUCUGGGCGUGGUGUCGGGAAGCGCCUACAGGAAGCGCUACGACGACGGCGAGCUCACGCUGGAGAAGCGCAACGGGGAGGGCGGCCAGGGCGUGUACGUGAUGAAGAUGAGAGCGCUGCAGCCAGACGACAGCGGUUCUUAUUACUGUGAGGCCGCACAGUGGAUCCGGGACCUGGACCGCACCUGGCAGAAGAUUGCACACAGGACGCUGGACAUAGGCAACCUGACUGUUCAACCACUCUCUCAGUCUAUGAGUGUGGAGUCAUCCCCCAAUGGCCAGGUGACCCUGCAAGUGGGCUCACCUGUGCUGCUGAGCUGCCAGAUCAACGGGCUGCCUUCUGACGGCAACUCUGGCAUGCUGGUUCAGUGGAUGAAGACCAGCAAUGCGGGUGUGGAGGUGGAGGUGUGCCGUAUGAGCCCAGAGGGUGUGGUCAGUUGGGGCGACGACCUGAGCCGAUCCAGCGGAGGCUCGCUGGAGAAAGUGUCUGAGGGGAAAUAUUCCCUCAAGUUGUUCUCCGCCCGUCCCUCGGACUCGGGCGAGUACACGUGCGUGGUGAGUGUGUACGCAGGAAGAAGGAUGCCCGCUGCGUCUUCCGCCGCCACCAUCAGUCAGCGGUCAGAGGGCGUCACCGUCAAUCUGAAGAGCAAAGACGUUCUGGUGGCCGCCGUGGCUCAGCUGCCCCGAGGCCCGCUGCUCAAACGAGGCAGCACCGUCACCCUCAUCUGCAACGUCACCGUGACGACCACAGGCCCCGCCCAAGCUCAGGUGCGGUGGCUGCGACGGCCCGUCCCGGAGAUCAAGACGGGCGACGACGGGCCGACGGAAGCCGCGGCCGCCGAGGUGAUCCCUGAAAUGGUGGCCGCCCUCAUGUAUGACGGCGUGGUCAGCAUCUACAAUGGCAGCAGCGAGGUCAGCGUGGACCGCUUGUCUGCUGGCCAAUACCGUCUGAGGAUCCACACCGCCACCGAUCAAGACCAGGGUCUGUACGCCUGCCACGCCGAGGCCUGGAGCCAAGACCCCCAUGGAGGGUGGUACAACACCGGCGCCAAGGCGGAGUCCAACACCGUCACCGUCUACUUGUAUUCUCGAGCUGGCGACCUGCUCCUCAUCCCUCUGGUGGCGGGCGCGGGCGCUGCCUUGUUAGUGGGCGUGGUCAUCAUCGCCACGGUAACGUGCUGCUUCAUGUCGCGUCUGGCCAAGCAGCGCGCUCACAAGUAGUUUGUUCGCCAAGACACUCGGCGAGCGGCCGACGGCGAAAUUUCACAACGUGUCAAAUGUCAAAACCUUUUUCUUUCUUUUUUUCUACGGGUUUUGUUUUUCUACAAAGAUGUAAAUGUUGUGUCCACUUAAUGAGCCACUUGUGUGACACUGCCUGCAGCUUCCUGCUAAAUACUGAGUACUGAGUACUUGAUGGAAAAGCACUGAGCUGAAGAUGUGAACAUGAACAUCUUCCAUCUUCUUCCUGUAAACACUUCCAUAGUGACUGCCUAUUUACUCAACUGCAGAGAGUAGCGGGCACGUCUUUGAAGCAAGGUGUGUGUUUGGAAAGUUGUCUGUUGGUUGGUUGGUUAGCAUUCUUACUCACGCUUUUACUGCCUCGCGUUACCAGUUUUUAUUUUCUUUCAUUCUUGCUUUUAAGGUGCGUACGCCUGCGAAAAUUACUAAAAAAGUUAGCAUGCUAACAGUUAGCAUGUGUCACGUACCAAGUUAUAUGACUCUUGACGUGCACGGCGGUAAAAUUGGCCCUAAAAGUUAGCAUUCUAACAGUUAGCAUGUGUCACGUAACCAAGUUAUAUUAUAAAGAGUGUGAAAUUAGUUAGCAUUCUAAGAUUACAAUGCUAACAGUUGACAAAUGUGGGUUAUGCUGAAGUUUGUAUAUUGCCUGUUUAUUUUCAGUGCGGAAAAUGUUUUGGUAAUUUCCGGGUAAUCCGGGAAUUUAAGGAACUGGGAAACAUAUUGCCUUAAAUGUCCAGGAUGAGUGGUAUGUUGGAACGGUUCGCAUAAUCUAGCGUGCUAACGUUAGCAUGCUAACACAUUUUUUGGUAAUUUCCGGGUAAUCCGGGAAUUUAAGGAACCUGGAAACAUAUUAGUUUAAAUAUCCGGGAUGAGUGGUAUGUUGGAACGGUUCGCAUAAUCUAGCAUGCUAACGCAUUUUUUGGUCAUUUUCGGGUAUUCUGGGAAUUUAAGGAACUGGGAAACAUGGUUUAAACAUCCAGGAUGAGUGGUAUGUUGGAACGGUUCGCAUAAUCUAGCAUGCUAACGCAUUUUUUGGUAAUUUCAGGGUAAUCCGGGAAUUUAAGGAACUGGGAAACAUUGUCUUAAAUGUCAAGGAUGAGUGGUAUGUUGGAACGGUUCGCAUAAUGUAGCGUGCUAACGUUAGCAUGCUAACACAUUUUUUGGUAAUUUCCGGGUAAUCCGGGAAUUUAAGGAACUUGGAAACAUAUUAGUUUAAAUGUCCGGUAUGAGUGGUAUGUUGGAACGGUUCGCAUAAUCUAGCAUGCUAACUCAUUUUUUGGUAAUUUUCGGGUAAUCCGAGAAUUUAAGGAAUUGGGAAACAUGGUUUAAACGUCCAGAAUGAGUGGUAUGUUGGAACGGUUCGCAUAAUCUAGCAUGCUAAUGCUUUUUUUGGUAAUUUCCGGGUAAUCCGGGAAUUUAAGGAACUGGGAAACAUAUUGUCUUAAAUGUCCAGGAUGAGUGGUAUGAUGGAACGGAUCGCAUAAUCUAGCAUGCUAACGUUAGCAUGCUAAUUAAUUUUUUGGUAAUUUCUGGGAAUUUAAGGAACUGGGAAACAUGGUUUAAACGUCCAGGAUGAGUGGUAUGUUGGAACGGUUCACAUAAUCUAGCAUGCUAACGCAUUUUUUGGUAAUUUCUGGGUAAUCCGGGAAUUUAAGGAACUGGGAAACAUUGUCUUAAAUGUCCGGGAUGAGUGGUAUGUUGGAACGGUUCGCAUAUUCUAGCAUGCUAACUUUUGAGCUAAUGUCACACCUUUUUAGUUAAUUUCGCAGCCGUACACCUUAGUCACACGAUUUGAUACGUAACGCAUGCUAACAUGAGCAUGCUAACCAUUUUUAGCUAAUGAGGCGUAGCUAAAUUAGCUUUAAAUUGGAGGAGACACAAUGUUUGUUUAUUUCCCUGAAGGAUGAUGAACCAAUCUGACGUUAGCAUUGUGGCAAGAUAGUAAGACACAAGCAUUGUUGCAUUUAAAGAGAAGUAUUUUGGGAGUAAACUGUCCUUGUGUGCAUGAUUUUCUUUGUUGAUGUUUUUAAUUUAUUGAUAUUUUGUGCAUGUGCUGCCAUCAAGUGACGGACAAACGAGUGAGUUUGUUGUGAAAUGUCACUUUUCUGUCCCUGCUCACCUGUCCUGUCCUAAAUCCUGAUUAUUCAUGUUGCUAAUGAACAUUGGGGACUAAAAUAAAAGACUACCGCUUUGCAUGGUGAGUCCACGUUGGCGUGAUGUACGUGCACGCCACAGCGCUGGCUGCUUUCCAUAUGCAAGACAUCGUUAAUCCCCGUCAUCACCCAACCUCGUUCUCUCUACAGCGUCACUGUCGUUCCCCAUCGACCCUGAACGCGUCUUUAAAGACUCUAAUGGUGCCCUUGGAAAAUGUGUCACUCCAUAACUGACUUUAAUAAAUUGUUGCAUUUCUGAUGUC
Molecule: messenger RNA, 4544 nt
Organism: Entelurus aequoreus (snake pipefish)
Lineage: Eukaryota; Metazoa; Chordata; Actinopteri; Syngnathiformes; Syngnathidae
Gene: igsf8
Product: immunoglobulin superfamily, member 8
Exons: 8
Coding region: 251-2110 (619 amino acids)
Source: RefSeq, a predicted model, not a curated record